Molecule: messenger RNA, 1125 nt
Organism: Trichoderma harzianum CBS 226.95
Lineage: Eukaryota; Fungi; Ascomycota; Sordariomycetes; Hypocreales; Hypocreaceae
Exons: 1
Coding region: 115-705 (196 amino acids)
Source: RefSeq, a predicted model, not a curated record
AAAACAGACUUCUGCCCGGUGAGAUUGUUAUUUUGCUAGGCCUCGUAUCGUCUGUCUGUCUGUCUGCGUGUCUUUUACGGAAUACGGGCGGGCUUUGAUGCGGAGAAGCAUGGCAUGGCAGGGCAUGGGACGGGCGAUAUGCGCAAGCAAUAUGCAUGGGACCCAACAAGCGCCGAGUUGGGCCAUUCUCUGCCUCGUUGUAUUUCCAUAUCUGGCAGCUGCGGCGGCGAUUUGGAGGGAGAAGAAAUAAAUACGAAGUCCGGAAUGGGUGGGAUAAUAAUGGAGUUGCUCUGCUCUGGCCCAUACAAAAAUGAGAGUGACGGCAGAGUCAAAUACGCAAUGCUACUGGACAAGGUUGGCUUGAAGGUUCAUUCGGCGGCGCACGUAUUGGCUGAAGCUGGGCCUUUUGCUAUUUUUGGAGACGGCCCGUUUGGAGUGUCGGUAUGUACUUUGUACAUACAAGUAGGAUGUAAGCAGCAGCAGGCUUUUACAUGGAUCUCAUCACUCUCACCACUACAACAAAACAGAGUGUCAGCAGGUAUCACUUCUCUCUGCAGUACAUGCCUUGAUCAGCCCAACAACGUCCGUCAGUCACGAUAUGCCAAACCACAUCGUCGAGUGAUCUCUUGGCCCUUUCUUGGCCCGCCUCAAGCCCGCUGCCACGAGAUCUCGCCAGCGUUAGCGCUCCAUGAUUUGCUGCCCUGAUUCCACCCUGGCCCGCCAUCCUCCAAGGGUUCCUGCGCCUCUGGGCUUUUUAGGCUGGAGCUAGAGCAUCCACUGCCUUUUGAGCGUCUGUGCUCAACUACGAACUGUGCUACCAGACAGUCAGUAUUGUGUGAACGCUACAGUACGCGGAACAAGCAAAUGGUGUGUACUUGUUCCAGAGUGCAGAGCAAUGCGUAGCUUCAUGUACCUACCAUACUUAACCUCGUCUGGUACCUCUGGAGACCACGGAAUAGGACAGACGAUCAAGUAUGAGUACUGUAUGGAGUAUGGAGCAAACUGAUUGACUGAUUACGAGUCAAACCAACGCGACAAUGGCCACAAUACACCGCAAAUGAUUCAAUCCCUCAAAAUCACUCUGUAGAUCCAAAUGGGACACACCUGCACCCCAUAUUUGGCAGC